Molecule: messenger RNA, 6003 nt
Organism: Brassica rapa (field mustard)
Lineage: Eukaryota; Viridiplantae; Streptophyta; Magnoliopsida; Brassicales; Brassicaceae
Source: RefSeq, a predicted model, not a curated record
UUCCUCAGUUACUGAAACACAAAAACAGUUUCAUCAUCAGAGUCAGAGAGGGGUUAGGGGAGUUAUAGGAGUGUAGUUCAGAGAGGUAUACACUUUCCAUCUCAUUCCUACUUUGCACCAACACCCACAAUCAUUAAACAACACGCACACAGGAGUUAAGACAGAACUAGGCAAAAGACAAACUAAUCUACACUUCCACUAAAAAGAAAAUUAGAGUUAAACCUGAUUCUAAUUGGUGCUGAACUGAUGGAUGAUCAGGAGAAGUGAUCACAUGAUCAGCAUCUUUGGACUGGAAACAACCCAUCAAAAGAAAUGAGAUUCUUCCAAGCAAUGGGAAAUGUGAAAGAGUAAGUUGCUAAUCAAAAAUGAUUAUGCCGAGAGAAGAUUGUGCCUCUCGCUCUGAGUGAGUUUGGAUUAUAUAUUAUGUUUGGCAUUGUUCUAUGUAUAAGGGGGAGAGGCAAAACAAGAAUAAAACUGAAAAUUAUCACAGAAAGAGUAAGAAUAUAUAUAUUUUUGAAAACAAUUGAGAAAGAAGUAGGUUUUGUGAGUUUCUGUUUUAACAUAUAUAUAUCCAAUCAAAAGGAUUAUUUACCAUAAAAUGAUUGACUUUAAUUAUAUAUUACCAACCAAAAGCUACAGAAUGUCAAACAAAAAAAAAUAUAUUUCAUGCGAAACAAAAUAUAUACCUUAACUUGCAUGCAUGUAUUUAACACAAGACUCUUUGUCUAAUCAGAGAGCUAGUUUGCUUCUCUAAUUAAUUCCUUUUAUUUCAUGCUAGAAGUUGGAAGUAGUGUCUCCUUUAUGCUGACGCAUUUUGGUUAUUUACUUAUAUAUGGAUAUGUAAAGCUAACAUGCCUAGUAGGAGAAAGACCUUCUCUCAAAUACAGUCGCAUAUGGAACAGUCAUCAUCCUCACCAACUGGUAAAAAAACAGGUUUACUAGUUGUUUUAGAUAUAAUACACUAAUCUAAUGAUUGGACUUUUCUGUUUGUUUAUUUUGUUUUGUUUUCUUUUAUUUAUGAGUUUUCACUACAAGAAAUAUGGCUAUUGGUAGCAGUUCACGGUAGCACGAAUUCUCAAACUGCUACCAAAAAUGGUGUAAUCCGAUACCCAUCUUUUUCAUAGCGUUAGUUCCUCGCUAGCGAUAAAUUUAAUCCAGGAAAAAAUUAACAAAAAAUACAGUAAAACAGAGUAAAGUGUUGUCGCGAUGCAAAAGACUUGAGUUUAGUUUUAACCUUUUCCGCCUCUCCUUCACUCUUCACAUAGAAACCAUCGAAGAAAAAAAAUGAUUGGGAAGCCCAAUCUCUCCGAUUUUUGAUCGAUCUUCGUGUCUGAACGGUGUUGUUUUCGCCAGCGGUCAGAUUCCCGGUGAACCCAUAUUCGAUUUUGUCUGUAAUUCCUUUGAUUUAUCUGAUUUCUCAGAUGAAUUCCUUUGAUUUGUUUCAGCUUUUACAAUUUCGAGUUCACCGAAGAUUAGGAGGAGAGAAGUCAGGUUACAGAAUCACGAGAAGUCAGGUGGUAAUCAAUUCCGUUUUGCAUUUGAUAUCGUCAUGGGCGAACACGAUUGUUCCUUUCUCGACUGAAGCUUUGAGUGUUCCUUUCUCUUCUCUUUUGCUUUGCAGGUUUUAGGUUUUGAUUGUUCCUUUCUCGAGUGAAGCUAGUGGAGUUGAAAUCCGAAGGAUCUUAUUGAUCAGGUGAACUAAGAUGGGGAAUCGGAAGAACAAGCGUGUGAAGAAGCAAAGGACAGAUGUAGAAACGGAGGUUGCGGAAGAUCAAUUCCUCGAAGAUAUAACAAACAGAGAAGUCUCAGAUGAAAUGGAGGCAGAAGAACAUAAUCAAAUGAGGACAGAGGAGAAUGAAAUGGAGGAAGAAGCAGAGGACUUGGAGGAGAAUGAAAUGGAGGAAGAAGCAAAUGAUGAUGUGCAGACUCAGACUGACACAGCUACUACAUCACAGCGUAAAAGACGCCGAGGACCUACAAAGAUGAAACACAUUGCCAAGGAUCCAACUGAAAGGCAACAUGUCGACUUCACAGAUAUGGGGGAUCCAUGUGGUCCAGGUUCUGUACUGUUAUCCUCCUACUUGGGUCCCUUAGUUCGUGAACAUGUUCCGGUGAUCAUUGAUAACUGGAGACAAGUCAGUGAAGAAAUCAAGACUGUGCUCUGGAAAUCUAUUGAGAUGAGGUUUGACAUGGACGAAGACUUUAAAAAGGCUGCUGUGUUUAAGCAGAUGGGAUGUUUGUGGAGAGCAUCCAAAUCACGUCUGGUAACAUCUGUUAGAAAAGCUCCAACCAUUAAAGGUAGGAUGAGCUUGCAACCGAACAAUGUUUCUACAGCUGAAUGGCGUAAAUUUGUCAAAGAGAAGACCAGUCAGGCCUUUAAGGUUGUCAGCGACUCUUACAAAGAAAGAAGACAGAAUCAGAUUCCUCACACCUGCGGCCGUAAGGGAAUGGUGAGGCUGAGAGAAGAUUUGGUAAAGUCAAGUGAAGAUCCAUCAAAAGUGUCGAGGCUCCGAGUUUGGGUGAAAUCACGAACAAAGAAGGAUGGUACUCCUGUCAAUGUUAAUGCAGCUGAAAAGAUUAGAAAGGCAUCAGAGAUCGAACUUGAGGGUCAUGCCGAUUCAACGACAACAAAUCCAAAGAACGAUAUGCUAUCUCAGAUACUGGGACCUGAUCAACCUGGACGGUUGCGAGCGAUGGGCAGAGGCAUUAGCAUGACCAAAUUGAAUUGUUUACAGGUUAAGGACAACUAUAUCGCUGCAAUGGAACAAAAACAUGUCUCUCUGCAGGAACAGGUUAAUGAUUUACAGAAGGCCCUUCGCCGAAUGAAUAAUCAGGGUCCUGCAACUGAUGUCAGUGAAAACUCCUAUAACAAGGUAUGAAUUUAAUUAAUCUGGCUUACUCUGUCUAUAAAAUUGUAUAGUUGCAUUUCAUUGACAUUGCUUGUACUUCAUGUAGAGUGUAAAUAAUACCAGAUCACUUCCCAAGUGUUAUCUGGUUGACUGGGCUUCUGUCGAUGAGAAAGUUGCUGAGGGACGGGUCGUUUCAGCUGAAGCUGAUGAGUUAGUUAAUGGGGUUCCUUUAGGGCCUCACGCUGUGAAGGUUUUGGUUGAAACUGCAAUAAAAGCAGACACUUUUUUAUGGCGACCUGCACAUAAUAUGUUUACUAUGGAGGAUGCAGUUGGCGAAAUGAUUGCAUGGCAUUCUGAUCACUGUAUUGUUGCAACAGCAGGUCUCAUUCCAGAAGACAAUGCUCCUACAGUUAAGUUUCUUCUCUCUCUGUUCCUAAGUAUGAUUUUCCUCUAUACCUGAGUAUGAUUCUGAGUCAUUUUUGUUCGAUGUCUUUGUUGUGUUUGGCAGAGCCCUUUCACAAGUUCAGUUAACAAAUGCAAGCUCAUGGACUAUAUACAGAAGGAGGAAGUGGUUGCUUUAGGCCGAUGGCAGACUAAAGAACCAAAAUCAUUGGUGAAUGGACUUCCUCUUGGUCCUAAUGCAGUAAAAGUGUUUGUCGAUGAGGUACUAAACCCAACGGCAUUCAUAUGGAGGCCUACUGUAGGAAAGACAAAUAUGGAGGAUUUUCUGAACUGUUAUGUAGCAUGGCCUGCAAAUUGCGUUGUGUUUGAGCCGGAUAUAACAGAUUCUCCACGUCGUCAACAAUCAGAUUCUAAAGCAGUGAGUUCAUCUUCUAAGAAUCAGAAGUCUCCAUUAACUCCACCAGCUCCUAAGAAACCAUUUACUCCUGCAUCUCCUCUUCGCAGAUCUGAGGUACAACUAUAUUGUUGAAUUGUUUGAUUCAUUUUUGCUUUCUGUGAUGCUUGAAUUUUGGCUUCGUUUUUGCUUUCUGUGAUUGCAGCGUAACAAAUUCAAGCCAAAUCAAAAAAUCCAGCUGCUGGAUCUGUCUGGAAACAAGGUGAUCGUCGCUGAAGGACGUUGGUCUUCGAGUAAUCCUGAGCAUCUUGUCCACUUUCAGCCUUUGGGGCUUGGUGCUUGUAGAGUCUUUGUGGAUGUUGUGAAGGUGAAAGAUGCAUCUGUGUGGAGGACUUCAUCUAAGAUUGAGUAUAUGGAAGAUGCACUUGGAAGCACUCUUGCUUGGCCAGAGGAUAAAAUUAUAACGGUGAGAGUUUUGUUCAUUUUUUUGUUCUUUCUCACUUGGAAGCACUCUUGCAUAAAUGUGAACCGAAGGUUAUGUCUUACUUUUCAGGUUUGACAAAAGAGCAGAAGGAACCAUGCAACUAUUUAAGUUCUUGUUGACAUAAAUGACUUGGUGUUUGCUGUUUCAGAACAUGGCUUUUGUUUUUCAAUUACUCGGUGUUUCUCUUUUUUUCAUGUGUCGGAUGGAUUGAAAUGUUUGUAUGGUUUGAAUGAUUUACUUAAGUUAAGACUUUAUGUUAUUGUGUUUGAUCCAUUUUAUCAUUUCAGUUUUACAAAGGCCCAAUAAGAUAAAUGUCCAUAUCUAGUUUACAAAGAACAAAUCACUAUUCUCGGUUUAGGGCAAGGAUAGGGGUUAGGAUUCUCAUGUUUUUGUUAGUGAUUAGGUUUAGAGAUUUCUUUUAAGGUUUAUUCUAAUCAUAGUUUUGAGGUCGUUUUAAAGAAACUAUAACACACAUUAAGACAAAAUUAUAUGUUAAUCACAAAAUACAUGAUGUAGUUCCCUUUCCACAUUAUCUUUCUUGUGAAAGGGUUAGCAUAUGUAGUGUUUAGUUUGAGGGUUAGGGUAUAUUGGUGUAGUUAAAGUGUUUAGUGGUUUAUAUAUUUAGAAAUUGAUGUCUAAAGUUAGAUUUAUAUUUUAGAAUCAUGAUUAUAUUUUUUACAAAUUUUAGAUAAUUUUAAAAAUAUUUAUAAAUAACCAGAAACAUAAUUUCUCUUCUUUUUUUAAUAGCCAUCGAUUGAUAUCUCAGAUCAAAGGCCCAUAAUCCACCAUCCAUCAGCUAUCCUCGUUCUCUCUUCCUAUUGGUUGAUUAUUUUAAGGCAAGGAUCAUAAUCUUGUCCGUUCGUAAAUGUUAAUCUAACGGUUCAGAAUUGUUUUUUCUUUUAUCUCCUUCCUUCUCUCUCAGAACGUACGCCCACCGCAAACUAGGUUAGAGAGUUAUCUCAAACCACCACAAAUCUCUUUGUGACACCACGAGCCCACCUCGACCCACCACUAAUCACUGUCUACCCAUCACGAUUCCAUCUCAAACAACCAUGAUUCUCUCUUAAGCGACCACGAUUUCUCUCUCUGGGUUUCCAUCGAACUCAUCCAUAUCAAAAGGUCUGCGCCCUCUAAAGUCUAAACCCUAGAUUUAUUUCAUCUGUAUGAUUAUUAUAUAUUUCUCUAAUUAAAAAGGUAACAACUCUUACAGAUCCUUAUAGAUUCGAACCCUCACAGAUCUGGGUUGGGAACUUCUUCAAAGGUCAGAGAUACUCGAUUUCCAUUUAUUCUUCUUCAAAUAUCAUCUUCGAUUUAUUAUUUCUUCUUCGAAUAAGUUUUCAUUUUCAGUUUAGAUAUUCAUAUUCAAAUAUCUAUUAAAGUUCUAACUUGUGUUAACUUUACAGUCUAGAAACUAUAAUGGAAGGAAGGAAGAGCAUCGUAUGUGCACUGCCGGCAUCUGGAGUGAGACCACAACUACUCCAAAAACAAAAACCACAACAAGAAGCACUCAACAGAGAACAAGAACGAGGACAGUCCUCGGGAGGAAAUGAUGUGGAGGAGAUAACCAGAACAGAGUUCAGAACCUCUCUUGGCUACUUGACACGCAUUGAGGAACCUGAAGAAGACAUCGACCCAAUGUUCAGAAACUCAUCUCUUUUCAGACGCCCACCACAAGCACAAGGACAGUCCUCGCGAACCAAGUCUGGCCGUCAUUACUAAUUGUUGUUUAUGUAUGUUGUUUAUGUCUGUUGUUUAUGUAUGUGUUUUUUUGCUAUAUGAUGAAUCAAUUGUCAGCACAUUAUAGUGCUUUUUGCAUAUUUCUAGUCUGGUUACAAUUACUAAAAUUUCUAUUUUUUAAUUUUCUUUUUUUACAA